Molecule: messenger RNA, 721 nt
Organism: Dimorphilus gyrociliatus
Lineage: Eukaryota; Metazoa; Annelida; Polychaeta; Dinophilidae
Source: the annotation of a GenBank genome assembly
AAUGGCGGAAAAAGAGAAGAAGCUGAAAGUAAAGGUAAAAUUGGAGCAAUCACCAUCUUCUAAGGAAAAAGCCGCUUCAAAUUCGUCCGAAUCGAAUCGUUCGUCUCUUAAAAGAAAAUUGGGAAAAGAUGAUACGUUUAGAACAAAGAAGGCUGGAGACGAAACGUCUGAUGAAGAAAAAGAAUGGCUAGAUGCUCUCGAAAAAGGAGAACUAGACGAUACUGGGCGAGUAAAGAAGGAAAAGGAUGUCUCAUUAAUGACGGCCAGGCAGAGGUCUAUGUUGACUAAAGAUGAUUUUGCUUUUGAACCGGAAGUUCCCAGCAUAGUAACUAAGUCAACAGGUAAAAACAUGACUGCUGAACAGCGACAGAGAAGAGCUCAAAAAAGGAGAGAACAAGCUCUGAAAAAGAGAGAAAAAGAGAAAAAAGAUACGAUAGAAAGACUUUUAAAAAAACAAGACACGAAAAGAAGCAAUCGAACGAAACACACUAAAAAGAAUAUGAAAGACAGCGUCAAAGUAAAAUAUACCACAGAAGCUAUAUGUAUAACGUUUCCACCUUCAAUGGAAAGUCCUUAUUUACCAAAGAAAAAAAUCGAGCAAGUACCGAUUCAAAGACUAUGUGAUAUGCCUGGUUGUUCGAACAAAAGAAAAUAUUCCUGUUCCAAAACGGGAAAAUCUCUGUGUAGCUUAGUUUGUUACAAAAAGAAUUGCAAGUCUUAG